AUGGGAUGUAGUAGAUGGAGAGCUGCGUUCAACUUCGGACACCUGAAGGUGCAGUCCAAGCUGUCCGUCUUCUUGACCAUGAUCAUCCUCUUUGUUUAUCUCUUCUACUGCCUCAACGGAUUCUGCGAGUCCUUGCCCAGACCCGUUUAUGACCAACAGAGUCACCACAAAAACAAAAAUGUCCAAAACGACGCACACGAGGCAUCACCGGGGCGAGCCGGUGCGCACUUUGUCCGAGACCAAUUGUCGGACGUUGCUUUUACCGCAAAUAACAACAGCAUCUCCAUCGCGAACAACUUUGGGAGCAAAAAGUUUCCUCAGGCCAUCAUCAUCGGGGUGAAGAAGGGAGGAACGAGAGCUCUCCUGGAGUUCCUGCGCAUCCAUCCGGACGUGAGGGCGGUCGGAGCCGAGCCUCACUUCUUUGACCGCUUCUACGAUAAGGGACUGGACUGGUACAGGAAUCUGAUGCCCCGUACACUGGAUGGUCAGAUCACCAUGGAGAAGACCCCCAGCUACUUUAUCACAAAGGAAGCCCCUCGCCGCGUCUUCGCCAUGAGCCGGCACACCAAGCUGAUCGUGGUAGUGCGGGACCCCGUGACCCGGGCCGUUUCCGACUACACGCAGACCGUGUCCAAGUCGCCGGGGCUCCCGUCCUUCAAGAACUUGGCCUUCCGCAACGCCACCACAGGCCUCAUCGACACCUCUUGGAGCGCGGUGCGUAUCGGGAUCUACGCCAAGCACCUGGAGAACUGGCUGCGCUACUUCCCGCUUUCCAGCUUCCUGUUCGUCAGCGGCGAGCGGCUGGUGUCGGACCCCGCCGGCGAGAUGGGCCGCGUCCAGGAUUUUCUGGGACUCAAGCGCGUGGUGACAGACAAGCACUUCUAUUUCAACCAGACCAAAGGCUUCCCCUGCCUGAAGAAGCCAGAGGGGAGCAGCAGGCCACGCUGCUUGGGGAAGUCAAAGGGCAGGCCCCAUCCCCAGAUCCCCUCAGACAUCCUGCUCCGACUCAGAGACUUUUACAGACCUUUUAACCUCAAAUUCUAUCAGAUGACGGGUCAGAACUUCGGCUGGGACAACACAGCUUGA
Molecule: messenger RNA, 1086 nt
Organism: Syngnathoides biaculeatus (alligator pipefish)
Lineage: Eukaryota; Metazoa; Chordata; Actinopteri; Syngnathiformes; Syngnathidae
Product: heparan sulfate glucosamine 3-O-sulfotransferase 6
Exons: 2
Coding region: 1-1086 (361 amino acids)
Molecular function (GO): [heparan sulfate]-glucosamine 3-sulfotransferase activity
Source: RefSeq, a predicted model, not a curated record